AUGAUGCAGGAAGCGACGGAAUUCUUCCACAAGUGGCGGUUUAGUGUUAGCGGCAAGAAGACCCAGGUCGUGUCCUGCGGUGCUGGCGAGGCGCGCACCCUCCUCGAUCGUACCUGGUCGAUUGGAGCAGAGACCAUCGAAGAGGUAUGCUCAUACAAGUAUCUUGGCAUACACUUUGAAAAGAGUGGACUCUGGAAAAAGAUGCUGUCUGUAAAUCUAGACAAAGCGAAUAAAGCCUACAAGCAGCUCUAUCAGAUCGGAUAUGGUGACUCAGGGCUCCAAAUCGGACAAUCAGCCGAGCUCUGGAAUCUGUUUGCUCGCCCGAAAUUGCUGUAUGGUGCAGAGGUCUGGACGAGGACAAGCCUAUACUGCCGCCAGCAACCGGCAAAAAAACGGGGGGCCGAGUCUGCGAAAGUCUCCGAGCAGAUUGCAGGCAAAGAGGACGCGAGCCAACUCUCUGCUCUUCUAGAGGGAAAGCCGGUGGACCCAGAACCGAAACCACUGGGUAAAAGAGAACGCGAAUCUGUGGGGUCAGGGGCAAAAGCGGACGGCGAGGGGGAGGGCUUGAGUCUGAAGAAAGUCAAACGAGCAGUGUUGAACCGGGAGUCGGUGCGCGCCAUUGUGCAAGAGGAGAACGGGUUGCUGCUAGUUGGAACGGAGAACAAGAUGCGGGUUGUGAUUCGCGAAGAGCUCAAAGCCCUCCUCGGGAUUUCGAGUCCAGGUGACACGUUGCAAGCCGCCCUCACCCGAGCCUACCAAGAAACCCUUAGAGCGGCCCUCAUAGAUGGCCAACCAAAACCGGAGCCAUACGCUUCGUUUGUGUCAGGAACCCUUGGGCCUCGGCGCGCGGACUGGGGGGACAUUGCCAAGCUGAGUGCAAUAGGCUCAACGUUGGACGACGUUGAAAGGCUGGUCAAGAAUAAGGCGGAUGCGGAUGCCGUACGCGAGCUGAAGAAUAUUGCGCUGGACGGGAAAGCAGUUUUGGACAGCCUCAAGUUCAACGAAACCUCUAGGGACCAGAAACUCGACCACCUUCGCAACUUGCUUGCUAGCGGUGCCGGCGCUUCUCAGGCGUCUCUCCUGCAAAAUCCGUUUAGCAACCCCUGGGGAUCCCAACUCGCAACUCCCUCUAGCGGCCUUGGCGGAAGCGGGCCCCAAACGGUUCAGUCCCUGGCAGCCCUUGGGCAACCCCCCCCCUCCUUUGCGGCCGCCGUCGCUCCCGUGUUAGAUCCCCGCCAGGCUCAGACCCAGUCCGCCGGUGGAACCCUCCCCGUCCGAUUUGGAGGAAGCCAAGGCCGCAGAAGCUCGCGCAGCUCUCGCUGCUCGGCGGUUGGCCGACGAUCGCCUCGCAGUUGCAAUACGCGCAAAAAUGGCACAGGGGCGUCUGAUCGAUGCGGAGGGACUCCCCAGGACUGCGGACGGCAUCAAGGCCCUUCUCCGCGACAGCCUGGACUUCCCGGCGGCGGCCAUUGA
Klebsormidium nitens is the source of this 1473-nucleotide messenger RNA. The record is from the annotation of a GenBank genome assembly. Lineage: Eukaryota; Viridiplantae; Streptophyta; Klebsormidiophyceae; Klebsormidiales; Klebsormidiaceae.